This is a messenger RNA of Coregonus clupeaformis (lake whitefish), 1023 nucleotides long. RefSeq names its product cytosolic 5'-nucleotidase 1A-like. Gene Ontology annotation, biological process: nucleotide metabolic process; adenosine metabolic process. The record is from RefSeq and is a predicted model, not a curated record. NCBI's taxonomy places the organism in Eukaryota, Metazoa, Chordata, Actinopteri, Salmoniformes, Salmonidae. Gene Ontology annotation, cellular component: cytosol; cytoplasm. Gene Ontology annotation, molecular function: magnesium ion binding; 5'-nucleotidase activity; nucleotide binding. The coding region runs from base 1 to 828 and encodes 275 amino acids. The transcript is spliced from 5 exons.
AUGUCUCGCCAAUCACUGGCUCUGAUGUCUGUGAACGCACGGCUGAGGCAGCUCUACCCCGACAGCGAAGAGCUGUUUGACAUCGUCCUGAUGACUAAUAACCACGCCCAGGUCGGAGUGCGCCUCAUCAACAGCAUCAACCACUACGAUUUAACCAUUGAGAGGUUCUGUAUGACGGGAGGGCAAAGCCCCAUUGGCUAUCUGAAGGCCUAUCUGACCAACCUGUACCUCUCCAAGGAUGGAGAGAAAGUCAUGGAGGCCAUUGAGGAGGGCAUUGCAGCAGUGACCAUGUUUGCAUCUGGAGAUGUGGAGAACAAGCUUUCCGACACACAGCUGGAAGUUGCCUUUGACGGGGAUGCUGUCCUCUUCUCUGACGAGUCGGAGAUCAUCGUGAAACAACACGGCCUGGACACGUUCUUUGAGCAUGAGAAGGAGUUUGAGAACAAACCUCUUGCACAGGGUCCCUUAAAGUGUUUCCUGGAGGUGCUGGGGAAGCUCCAGAGGAAGUUCUAUGCCAAGAACGAGCGUAUGACCUGCCCCAUUCGUACCUACCUAGUAACAUCCCGCAGCGCAGCCAGCUCAGGGGCCCGCGUCCUCAAGACCCUCAGGAGCUGGGGCCUGGAGAUCUACGAGGCCCUGUUCCUAGCCGGGGCCCCUAAAGGGCCCCUCCUGCAGAAGAUCCGUCCCCACAUCUUCUUUGAUGACCAGAUGUUCCACAUCGAGGGGGCCAAGGAGCUGGGUACUAUCGCGGCACACGUGCCUUAUGGGAUUGGACAGAAGUACCACAAGGAGAAACUUAGUGAGCAGCCUGCCAAAGACACACAGUAGUGAGCCUCCUAGGGGUGGGAAGGUAUCAUACAUUAUGCAAAUAGUUAGUUGCGCACAACCCUGUCAUCAGCGGUAGGUUUUGUUUUGUGCUGGAUUUUGUAUUAAAAGUGCCUUUAUCAGAAUAUACUGUAGUAAAAAUGUAGUAGUACUCACUUCAGGGAUUUUUGCUAGAAUAAAACAAGUUUUACAAUGUCA